GCCUAGUCGGCAUAUAAACGGCGCCGCCUCUCCGCCUCUCACUCCCGGCUCCUCUCCGCCGCGCACUCUCCCGCGCGCGGAGGGCGGAGGGGAGGUGGCGUGCGCGCCGGGAGGAGGGGGGACGCAGGGGGCGGGGCGGAGACAGCACCUUCAGAGAUAAUCCUUUCUCCUGCCGCAGAGCAGAAGAGCGGCGGGAGAGGAACAGUUCGGCGAGGCACAGCGAGCCGGCAGGAUGGCGACCGUGGUGGUGGAAGCCACCGAGCCGGAGCCAUCCGGCAGCAUCGCCAACCCAGCGGCGUCCACCUCGCCCAGCCUGUCGCACCGCUUCCUAGACAGCAAGUUCUACUUGCUGGUGGUGGUCGGCGAGACCGUGACCGAGGAGCACCUGCGGCGUGCCAUCGGCAACAUCGAGCUGGGAAUCCGGUCAUGGGACACAAACCUGAUUGAAUGCAACUUGGACCAAGAACUCAAGCUUUUUGUAUCUCGACACUCUGCAAGAUUCUCUCCUGAUGUUCCAGGACAAAAGAUCCUUCAUCACCGAAGUGACGUCUUAGAAACAGUGGUCCUCAUCAACCCUUCGGAUGAAGCGGUCAGCACUGAGGUGCGCUUGAUGAUCACCGACGCCGCCCGACACAAGCUGCUUGUGCUCACCGGGCAGUGCUUUGAAAACACCGGAGAGCUCAUUCUCCAGUCCGGCUCUUUCUCCUUCCAGAACUUCAUAGAGAUUUUCACCGACCAAGAGAUUGGGGAGUUACUGAGUACCACCCAUCCUGCCAACAAAGCCAGCCUAACCCUAUUCUGUCCCGAAGAAGGGGACUGGAAGAAUUCCAAUCUUGAUCGACACAACCUCCAAGACUUCAUCAAUAUUAAACUCAACUCAGCUUCUAUCUUGCCAGAAAUGGAAGGACUCUCUGAGUUUACUGAGUAUCUCUCAGAAUCCGUGGAAGUCCCGUCUCCCUUUGACAUCCUGGAACCCCCCACCUCAGGUGGAUUUCUAAAGCUGUCCAAACCCUGCUGUUACAUUUUUCCAGGAGGCAGAGGUGAUUCUGCCCUGUUUGCAGUGAACGGAUUCAACAUGCUCAUCAAUGGAGGAUCAGAAAGAAAAUCCUGCUUCUGGAAGCUGAUCCGGCACUUGGACCGAGUGGACUCCAUCCUGCUCACCCACAUUGGGGACGACAAUUUACCUGGCAUCAACAGCGUGCUUCAGCGGAAGAUUGCAGAGCUGGAGGAGGAGCAGUCCCAGGGCUCCACCACCAACAGUGACUGGAUGAAAAACCUCAUCUCCCCUGACUUGGGAGUUGUUUUUCUCAACGUACCUGAAAAUCUGAAAAAUCCAGAACCUAACAUCAAGAUGAAGAGAGGCAUAGAAGAAGCUUGCUUCACUCUGCAAUAUCUCACCAAAUUGUCCAUGAAACCAGAGCCUCUGUUUAGAAGUGUAGGCAAUACCAUCGAUCCUGUCAUUCUUUUCCAAAAAAUGGGAGUGGGUAAACUUGAGAUGUAUGUGCUUAACCCGGUCAAGAACAGCAAAGAAAUGCAGUAUUUUAUGCAGCAGUGGACUGGCACCAACAAAGACAAAGCUGAACUAAUCUUGCCCAAUGGUCAAGAAGUAGAUAUCCCAAUUCCCUACUUAACCUCAGUCUCGUCCUUGAUCGUGUGGCAUCCAGCCAACCCUGCUGAGAAAAUCAUUCGAGUUCUGUUUCCUGGAAACAGCACCCAGUACAACAUCCUGGAAGGACUGGAAAAGCUCAAACAUUUAGACUUCCUGAAGCAGCCACUGGCCACCCAAAAGGAUCUCACUGGCCAGGUGCCCACACCCACCGUGAAACAAGUGAAACUGAAGCAGAGGGCUGACAGCCGAGAAAGUCUGAAGCCAGCUGCCAAACCACUGCCCAGCAAAUCAGUGCGAAAGGAUUCAAAGGAAGAAGCCCCUGAUGUCAGCAAAGCUAAUCUGGUGGAAAAGCCCCCCAAAGUUGAAAGCAAAGAAAAAGUCAUAGUGAAAAAAGACAAGCCAGUAAAAACAGAGACCAAACCUCCAGUGACGGAAAAGGAGGUGCCCAGCAAAGAAGAGCAGCCUCCAGCCAAAGUCGAGGUGCCUGAGAAGCCAGCCACAGACGUCAAACCCAAAAUCACCAAAGAGAAGGUGGUGAAGAAAGAAACAAAGGCAAAAGUCGAAGAAAAGAAAGAGGAGAAGGAGAAGCCCAAGAAAGAAGUGGCCAAAAAAGAGGAGAAAACACCUGUCAAGAAGGAGGAAAAACCAAAAAAGGAAGAAGUGAAAAAGGAAGUCAAAAAGGAAAUCAAGAAAGAAGAGAAAAAAGAAUUCAAGAAAGAGGUCAAGAAGGAAACACCAAUGAAAGAAGCCAAGAAGGAAAUUAAGAAGGAAGAAAAGAAGGAAGUGAAAAAGGAAGAAAAGGAACCCAAAAAAGAAGUCAAAAAACUCUCCAAGGACACCAAGAAAACAUCAACUCCUCUAUCUGACACAAAAAAACCAGCUGCUUUAAAGCCAAAAGUUCCUAAGAAGGAAGAGCCCGUGAAGAAGGAGUCUGUUACUGCCGGGAAGCCCAAGGAAAAGGGGAAAAUUAAAGUGGUUAAGAAGGAAAGUAAGCCCACGGAGGCUGCUGCUGCCGCAGCCAUUGGCACUGUGGCAGCCACAGCAGCAGUGGCUGGCAUAGUGGCUGCUGGCCCUGCCAAAGAACUCGAAGCCGAGAGGUCCCUGAUGUCAUCUCCUGAGGACCUAACCAAGGACUUUGAGGAGCUGAAGGCUGAAGAGAUUGAUGUCGCAAAGGACAUCAAGCCUCAGCUGGAGCUCGUUGACGAUGAAGAGAAGCUGAAGGAAACUGAGUCAGUGGAAGCCUAUGUCAUCCAGAAGGAGACAGAAGUCAUCAAAGGUCCUGCUGAGUCUCCUGAUGAGGGGAUCACAACCACCGAAGGGGAGGGCGAAUGUGAGCAAACUCCCGAGGAGCUGGAGCCAGUGGAGAAGCAGGCGGUGGAUGACAUUGAAAAAUUUGAAGACGAAGGAGCAGGUUUUGAAGAAUCCUCAGAGACUGGGGACUACGAAGAGAAGGCAGAGACAGAGGAGGCUGAGGAGCCAGAAGAGGAUGGAGAGGAAAAUGUGUGCGAGAGCACCUCCAAGCUCAGCCCCACUGAGGAUGAAGAGAGUGGAAAGGCGGAGGCAGACGUGCACAUCAAGGAGAAGAGAGAGUCUGUGGCCAGUGCUGACGACAGAGCAGAAGAAGACAUGGAAGAGGGAGUAGAGAAAGGGGAGGCUGAGCAGUCUGAGGAGGAGGGUGAAGAGGACAAAGCUGAAGAUGCCAGAGAGGAAGAAUACGAGCCUGAAAAGGCCGAAGCUGAAGAUUAUGUGAGGGCUGUGGUUGACAAAGCCGCAGAGGCUGGUGGCACUGAGGAUCAGUACGGGUUUCCUACCAUGCCACCCAAGCAACCCGGAGCCCAGUCUCCUGGCCGUGAACCUGCGUCUUCAAUUCAUGACGAGACUUUACCUGGAGGCUCUGAGAGUGAGGCCACCGCUUCUGAUGAGGAAAACCGAGAAGACCAGCCAGAGGAAUUCACUGCCACCUCGGGCUACACUCAGUCUACCAUUGAGAUUUCCAGUGAGCCCACGCCCAUGGAUGAGAUGUCUACUCCUCGAGACGUGAUGAGUGACGAGACCAACAACGAAGAGACAGAGUCCCCAUCUCAGGAGUUCGUGAACAUCACCAAAUAUGAGUCUUCCCUGUAUUCUCAGGAAUUCUCCAAACCUGUUGUCGCCUCAUUCAACGGAUUAUCCGACGGGUCAAAAACAGACGCCACUGAAGGCAAGGAUUACAGUGCCACAGCCUCUACAAUAUCACCACCUUCAUCCAUGGAGGAAGACAAAUUCAGCAAAUCUGCUCUCCGGGAUGCUUAUUGCUCUGAAGAGAAAGCAGAAAAAGCCAGUGCUAUGUUGGACAUCAAAGGUACCGUCUCUCCAGUUUCAGAUGAAAGACUUAGCCCAGCCAAGAGCCCCUCCCUGAGUCCGUCUCCACCAUCACCCAUCGAGAAGACCCCCCUGGGUGAACGUAGUGUGAACUUCUCUCUGACACCCAAUGAGAUCAAAGUUUCCACAGAAGCAGAAGCAGUCUCUGUGUCUCCUGAGGUAACCCAAGAAGUAGUUGAAGAACACUGUGCCAGUCCUGAAGAGAAGACUCUAGAAGUCGUGUCACCAUCUCAGUCUGUGACUGGCAGUGCUGGCCACACACCUUACUACCAAUCUCCCACUGAGGAGAAAUCCAGUCACCUCCCUACAGAAGUCACUGGAAAACCACAGGCAGUUCCAGUGAGUUUUGAAUUUGGUGAUGCCAAAGAUGAGAGCGAAAGGGCUUCCAUCAGCCCCAUGGAUGAGCCUGUACCUGACUCAGAGUCUCCCAUUGAAAAGGUCCUGUCACCUUUACGCAGUCCUCCUCUAUUUGGAUCUGAGUCUGCAUAUGAAAGUUUUCUAAGUGCCGAUGGCACAGCUCCUGAAAGAUGUACAGAAAGCCCCUUUGAAGGAAAGGAUGGAAAACCAAGCUCUCCAGAUCAAAUAAGUCCAAUUUCUGAAAUGACUUCCACUGGCCUUUACCAAGAUGAACGGGAAGGGAAAAGCACAGACUUUAUACCAAUAAAGGAGGACUUUGGUCCAGAAAAGAAAAGUGAUGACAUGGAAGCCAUGGGUGCCCAACCAGCACUGGCCUUGGAUGAAAGGAAAUUGGGAGGAGAUGUUUCUCCCACACAAAUAGAUGUCAGUCAGUUUGGCUCUUUCAAGGAAGAUACCAAGAUGUCCAUUUCUGAAGGCACCGUCUCGGACAAGUCAGCCACACCCGUGGACGAGGGCAUAGCAGAAGACACACACUCCCACAUGGAAGGGGUGGCCUCAGUCUCCACAGCCUCUGUGGCUACCAGCUCGUUUCCUGAGCCAACAACAGACGAUGUGUCCCCGUCUCUGCAUGCUGAGGUUGGCUCUCCACACUCCACAGAAGUAGAUGACUCCCUUUCCGUGUCUGUUGUGCAAACCCCUACCACCUUCCAGGAAACGGAAAUGUCUCCAUCUAAAGAAGAGUGCCCAAGACCGAUGUCAAUUUCUCCUCCAGACUUCUCUCCUAAGACAGCCAAAUCCAGGACGCCCGUUCAAGACCACCGAUCUGAGCAGUCCUCCAUGUCUAUUGAAUUUGGCCAGGAAUCUCCUGAGCACUCCCUCGCUAUGGACUUUAGUCGGCAGUCUCCAGAUCACUCCACCGUGGGUGCAGGUGUCCUCCAUAUCACAGAAAAUGGGCCAACCGAAGUGGACUACAGUCCUUCUGACAUGCAGGACUCCAGUUUGUCACAUAAGAUACCGCCCACGGAGGAGCCGUCCUACACCCAGGAUAACGACCUGUCAGAGUUCAUCUCAGUGUCUCAGGUGGAGGCCUCCCCAUCCACCUCUUCUGCUCAUACUCCUUCUCAGAUAGCUUCUCCUCUUCAAGAAGACACUCUGUCCGAUGUCGCCCCUCCCAGGGACAUGUCCUUGUAUGCCUCACUCGCCUCUGAAAAGGUACAGAGUCUGGAAGGAGAGAAGCUGUCUCCCAAAUCUGAUAUCUCUCCUCUCACUCCACGAGAGUCCUCUCCUUUAUACUCACCCGAAUUUUCAGAUUCUACCUCUGCAGUGAAGGAGAGUGCCGCAGCUUGCCACACCUCCUCUUCUCCACCUGGAGAUGCGACAUCCGCAGAGCCCUAUGGCUUCCGUGCCUCCAUGUUAUUUGAUACAAUGCAGCAUCAUCUGGCCUUGAAUAGAGAUAUGACGGCUUCUGGCUUGGAGGACAGUGGAGGGAAGACACCCGGUGACUUUAGCUAUGCUUAUCAAAAGUCUGAGAAACCACUAGCUCCAGAUGAAGAAGAUUAUGACUAUGAGUCUUAUGAGAAAUCCACACGGACCCCAGAUAUGGGUAGCUAUUACUAUGAGAAGACAGAGCAAACCAUAAAGUCCCCAUGUGACAGUGGCUACUUGUAUGAGACUGUUGAGAAAACCACCAAGACCCCUGAAGAUGGUGGCUAUGCCUGUGAAAUUACUGAGAAGACCACGCGGACCCCCGAAGAGGGUGGGUACUCUUAUGAGGUAACUGAGAAGACAACUAGGACCCCAGAAGUGGGUGGCUACAGCUACGAAAAGACUGAGAGAUCCAGAAAGCUCCUGGAUGACAUCAGCAAUGGCUAUGAUGACUCUGAGGAUGCAGCCCACACAUUCGGGGACUCCAGCUACUCGUACGAGACCACAGAGAAACUUAGCAGCUUCCCUGAAUCUGAAAGUUACUCCUAUGAAACAUCUACAAAAACGACACGAAGCCCUGAGUCUGCCGCAUACUGUUACGAGACCACGGAGAAAAUCACGAAAACCCCCCAGGCAUCUACAUACUCCUACGAGACCUCAGAUCGAUGCUACACUACAGAAAAGAAGUCCCCCUCGGAGGCCCGCCAAGAUGUGGAUUUGUGCCUCGUGUCCUCCUGUGAAUACAAGCAUCCCAAGACAGAGCUGUCUCCCUCCUUCAUCAAUCCCAAUCCUCUGGAGUGGUUUGCCAGUGAAGAUCCCAUUGAGGAGUCAGAGAAGCCCCUCACUCAGUCAGGGGGAGCCCCACCACCUCCAGGAGAAAAGCAACAGGGGCGACAGUGUGAUGAAACCCCUCCCACCUCAGUUAGCGAGUCAGCUCCAUCCCAGACUGAUUCUGAUGUCCCCCCGGAGACGGAAGAGUGUCCUUCCAUCACAGCUGAUGCCAAUAUCGACUCGGAAGAUGAGUCGGAAACCAUCCCCACAGACAAAACUGUCACGUACAAACACAUGGAUCCUCCUCCAGCCCCCCUGCAGGACCGAAGCCCUUCUCCCCGCCACCCUGAUGUGUCCAUGGUAGACCCAGAGGCCUUGGCCAUUGAGCAGAACCUGGGCAAAGCUCUGAAGAAAGACCUAAAAGAGAAGACCAAGACCAAGAAGCCAGGAACAAAGACCAAAUCCUCUUCACCCGUCAAAAAGGCUGAUGGGAAGCCCAAGCCCUUGGCAGCUUCCCCCAAACCAGGAGCCUUGAAGGAAUCCUCGGAUAAGGUGUCCAGAGUGGCUUCUCCUAAGAAGAAAGACUCUGUGGAAAAAGCGACGAAAACCACCACUACUCCUGAGGUCAAAGCCACACGUGGGGAAGAGAAAGACAAGGAGACCAAAAACGCUGCCAAUGCCUCCACCUCCAAAUCGGUGAAGACCGCAGCUGCAGGACCAGGAACUACCAAGACAGCCAAGUCCUCAGCUGUGCCUCCAGGCCUCCCAGUAUAUUUGGACCUGUGCUAUAUUCCCAAUCACAGCAAUAGUAAGAACGUUGAUGUUGAAUUUUUCAAGAGAGUGCGGUCAUCCUACUAUGUGGUGAGUGGGAAUGACCCUGCUGCCGAGGAGCCCAGCCGGGCUGUCCUGGACGCCUUGUUGGAAGGGAAGGCUCAGUGGGGCAGCAAUAUGCAGGUGACUUUGAUCCCAACUCAUGACUCAGAAGUGAUGAGGGAAUGGUACCAGGAGACCCACGAGAAGCAGCAAGACCUCAACAUCAUGGUUUUAGCAAGCAGCAGCACAGUGGUUAUGCAAGACGAAUCCUUCCCUGCAUGCAAGAUAGAACUGUAAAAACCACGGCCAGCCACCCUACAGGAUUUGAACUUUGUUUCCAGAAAUUCUUGAAUUUGAAACUACCUUUUCUAAAACAUCAAUUCAUCUAAUUAAGUCGCUAAACAAUUACCUGCCAAAUGCUAUACUGUGUCAUGUGAUGCAAGUCACUAAUAUUUCUCAGUUUUUUGCUGAUUGCUAAGGGAAGUAACAGUAUUCCCACAGUAGGGUUCAAGUUACUGCAAAAUUACUACCCCCAUUCAUCUCUGCUGAACAUUUGGAAACCAUGCACUAGCAAACCCAACUGAUUUCUGCUAGGUAGAGGCAUUUGUGUUAGGGAGAGAGAGAGAAAGAGGGAGAAAGAGAGCAAGAGAGAGGAGGGGGGAGGGAGAAAGGGAGUGAGGGAUUGAGCAUACAAAGAGAAUGCAGGAAAGAGAGAGAAAGAAUGAGAAAGAAAAAGAAUGCAAGAGAAGGAGAUGGAAUGGUAGGGAAUUCUGGUGAGAAUCCCAGAGAGAAAAAGAGAGAGCAGGGUGGGGUAAAGAGAAGACAAACUAACAAUUAGGUCUGUAUUUUCUCAGUCAGUAGAUAUUCUGUAGUCUACAUGGGCAAAGUUUUCCAUUUUUGUAGUCUGAGUCAUCCCAAAGGGUCUUAAUUUUCUAAAGCAAGUUGGCUAGAACAAAAAGAACAGAACUUGUGCUGAGGGCAUGUGAGACGUUCACGCCUUAAUUAAAAGCUCUUUCAGUUCGAAGGCUGCACACUGACAUACGGUAGUGAGUGUAGACUGGACAUGCAAAUGGUUUGAGCCCCAUUCAGAACUCUCAGACUCUUUAAAGACAUGAGUAGACUGAUCUAAGGCAUGCUCCCAGCAUUUGUCCACCCACUUAGUCCAUACUGCGUCAAUUAACCUGCAUGCAACAACACCCAAGUCCACCCAAUUAACUGAAGCAAAUACCAAAGCAGUUGGGAGUACAAUACGGUAGACAUUUUGCCUUAGGAAGUGACUUGAAUGUACAAAGAUACUUGAUGCACUUAUUUUUUAAUGUGAGACAGCAAGUUUAUAAAACAUCCAUGUAGGAUUGUAGGCACUCAGGUUAAAGGCGUGUGUGCGAGGGGGUAACCAGAAGCUGAUCUGAUUGGUCCAACAGUUUGAUGCUGAGUCAUGCGUGUUGAAUACCACUUGGAUGCACUUGUGGCCCCUCAGCCAAACAAGUUGCGCCUUUCAUAGCUUCUUUACAACUGCAAGUUCAAGAGUGAAAUGGCUUCUGUGAUCAGAACUGGGAAAACAGUGAAUCUUAUGGUGGAAGAGGUUCUCAGCAAGUGUACAGUAUUUACCUUCCUUUGUCUUACAUUGGCUUUUUAAAUUUUCCAUUAAUUUCAACAUAAUUAUGGGAACAAGUGUACAGAAGAAUUUUUUUUAAAUAUGUGAGAACUUUUCAUAGAUGAACUUUUUAACAAAUGUUUUCAUUUACAGGAAAAUGCAAAGAAAAAUUUCAAGUGGAAGUUUUUUUUGUUUUUUUUUUUUUUAAAGUGUUUCGUAAGACAAAAAUUGAAGUUUUUGAAGUUCUGGCAAGAUUGAAGUUGAUACUGAAGUAAUAAUAUUUAUUAAAAACCUGUAACUACCAGGAAUAAUGAAACCUCCCACCCUUUGAUUCCCAUCCCAUAAAAAUCUAUGUAUGUGGUACUUGAGAAUGGCAUGGUGGUAGGGUACCUUUCAGGGCCUUUACAAGUACAUCACCCACUGGUAUCCUACAUUCUUCUUUCAGUACCUUCAACCAUGAGGUAAAAGAGCCAAGUUCAAAAGAACCCUUGUAAAAAUUUGCUUUGGGAUUUUCUUUUCUGGAAAAAAAAAACAAAAAAAACCAUAGACUGAAAACAAAUGAAUUCCCAACUUCCCAACUCCUGCAUUCAUUCUGUAGAGUUCAAACAUAGUGUCAAUCAGUGUCAUCAUUGAACCAUGAACCUGGGAAGCCAGAUCACAAUUAAAACUGAGGGCCAGUCUCAAGUGGCAGAUCAAUGUACCCAGUGUUCAGAUAUGGCUCAGUGACAACUGUGCUGUGCUCUGUCACGUUACGUUUCCUGCAGACUCUAAGAGCUACGGAGUAGUGAACAAUGACCUCACUUUAUUUCCUGUGUUAUUUAUUUCAAUAUUAACAUUUUAGUUUAUUUUCGUCUGUUAAGUGUAUGUUUUGCACUGCUAUCUACUAUGAGGGUUUAAACAAUGCUUCUUCAGGGUCCCUUCUUUGGGGUCCUAUGCAGUCUACUUAAUGCUGUGAAUUACCUUUUCCAAAUGUUUAAUUUUUUUAAAUCAAUAUUCUAUUUUUGUUAGGCUUCUCUUGGAAUGCAUUUUUUUUAUUUAUUACCUUAUUUCUUCCAAGUCCUUAAAAAUAGCACAUUAAAGGUACAAAAAUUGUAUACAUAAUAGAAGUCAUUGUGAUGAAAAUGGAUUUCCUUGACUAUAAACUCAUCUACUUCAAACUUCCUUUAUGAGACAAACUGAAACUCAAGGUAGUUAUUUAAUGGUUAGCUGUUGAGUUGGCCAAUGCAUGGGAAGAAAAUUUCUAGCCUUCUUGCCAAAUCCAGACCUCUGGUUGAUCUUUCUUUGACAGAAGAUGAAGUUAUUUUCCAAUUUCCCAAAUUAAUUUAACAUGUAUAUUUUGCUUUAAAAAAUGCAGGCAUUUUAGGAGAAUCAAUAGCCAGUCUUUGGCUACAACUACUCUAUCCCACUUUUUUUUUCUGCUAUGAGAUUUAAUGGAAAAAAUAUUUUAAAAAUUGUCACUGGUUAGCUGGCUUUUUCCUACAAAAAUCUAUCGGUACCGUACUCCAUCCAUUGUUCUCAAUGAUGGCUACAGAGCCUGAGUAUACCGGAAAAACCAAUAUUUGCAUUACAGGUUGCUCCUGUCCUUCCAGACACCUUUCCUACCUGUGUGACUAACCUAAUUUUGCUACUCCCAUAAAUACACAAUUAGUUUAGUAUCAGCCAUCACAAAGUACCAUGUACCUUCAUGGUUGAGCUGAAAAUCGACACAGGCUUCUUAAAAGCUUUGUUCAUACUGAUUUCUUAAUCCGAUUGUAUAGAUUUGAAUAUUUGAGUGGACGGAAUUUCCACUCAGUUUAAAUGAUGAGAUUCUAUUGAGAUAGCACUCAUGAUCAUGACCUUUUUGGUAGUAUUCUUAAAAUUCUACAGAGACUAAACGUUAGAGACGACCCUCCGUUUUCAAUUUUAACCAAUUCUCUCCCCUUUCUCAAAACCCCAACCCCUGUGCAUGCUUUCUCAGUCUUGUGGUGGGACUGAAUACAAUGACUGACCGACCCUUCCCUCUCCCUCCUCCAACACCAUUUUCCAUGGAAUUCAAAAGACAAAAUUUUUUCUUAUCGUUACAUAUCAUAGUGAAUGGUUUCCCCAGUGUAUAUGAAUGUUUUAAGUGUCUGCAAUAGCUUACAAAGUUUAGGAGCUUUCAAUCCUCAUUUAAUAAGAUUUAAUUAUUUGCUAAUGGAAAUGUCACCACCUUUCAUUUUCCCUCUGUUACCAAAUUUCAGCUCUCAGGAGCUGCUCCACUUCUGGAAUUGCUUUCCUUGCCUCUCUUUAGUCAUCUGUCACAGGAGAUUCCUGCUCAGUAAUGAUACUGUGAGUUAGGAUAAUGACUUUUUUUGUGCUUCUGAUUUAGGAGAAAAGAUCCUGUUUCCAUUUGAAAGGAACUGUAAGCUUUUAUCCUUAACCAACUGAACAACACAUCAUCAGCAGUCUAGAGAUGAGCAUUUCUUUGACAGCAGUUAGGUUAUUCACCUGGUAUUAACACUGUUCACUAUAUUAAAAAACAAAAAAAACUGUGACUUUAUGAAGUUAAUUUAAAAGGCAGCAUCAAAAACUGAAAAGGAAGGGAAAAUAAACCCAGCUUCUCUGCAGUUGUUUGGAGCUCCCCAAAAGAGGGGCCAUGGAGAAGAAGCUGCCCUUUGGACAGCUGCAGCUCAGUCACACUUUCAAGCCCUGGAAAGAAGCCGUCCUGAGCCAAGCCAGGCCGAGAAGCACUUCACACUCCUCUCUCUCGUUCUGAAUGGUGUUUGUGUCAGUCUGCAGCUGUGUAUGGUAUUGUCUUAUAAUCCUGCAUCACUUCUAUCCUAUCCAGUCAUAUCUAAUGUAGAAAAUUAGUUUCCAGUGAGAGUAAUAUGUAGUGCUUUUAUGAUAUUUGUGUGCAAUAUCCCCUCUUCCAUUGAGGAUAUUUGAUGUAAAGGAGAAAAAAACUCAGUUCCACAAUAAAAUACAA
Castor canadensis (American beaver) is the source of this 11874-nucleotide messenger RNA. RefSeq names its product microtubule associated protein 1B (gene Map1b). Gene Ontology annotation, cellular component: microtubule associated complex; neuronal cell body; microtubule. NCBI's taxonomy places the organism in Eukaryota, Metazoa, Chordata, Mammalia, Rodentia, Castoridae. Gene Ontology annotation, biological process: axonogenesis; dendrite development; regulation of microtubule depolymerization. The record is from RefSeq and is a predicted model, not a curated record. Gene Ontology annotation, molecular function: microtubule binding; actin binding.